This is a messenger RNA of Caenorhabditis sp. 36 PRJEB53466, 1596 nucleotides long. The record is from the annotation of a GenBank genome assembly. NCBI's taxonomy places the organism in Eukaryota, Metazoa, Nematoda, Chromadorea, Rhabditida, Rhabditidae.
AUGGACGGAGAGAAGCUAAACCUGGACAACAUAAUCUCCAGACUUUUGGAGGGUAAGUUUUUUGUUUUCUGUUUUCGCAUAUAUUUCCAAAAUAUUGUUAUGUUUUGUUUUCAGUCAGAGGAUCCAAGCCGGGAAAAAAUGUGCAGCUGACAGAGAGCGAAAUCAAAGGGUUGUGCCAAAAGUCGCGGGAAAUUUUCCUGAGCCAGCCGAUUCUGCUCGAAUUGGAGGCGCCGUUGAAAAUAUGCGGUGAGUCGUCAAUCGAUCGCCCCCGCUUCCGUUCUGAAAAUCCGCUUUUGCAGGUGACGUGCACGGGCAAUACUAUGAUCUGCUCAGAUUAUUCGAAUACGGAGGCUUCCCGCCAGAGUCGAACUACUUGUUCCUCGGGGAUUAUGUCGACAGAGGUAUCCGUGAAGCGAUCUUUGGCCAAUAAAUAACAAGAAUAGCAUUUCAGGAAAGCAAUCGCUGGAGACCAUCUGCCUUCUGCUCGCCUACAAAAUCAAGUAUCCGGAGAACUUCUUCCUGUUGAGAGGAAACCACGAGUGUGCGUCGAUCAACAGAAUUUAUGGUUUCUAUGACGAAUGUAAGUCUUGAUGCGGAUUAGCGUCUCGAGAUUUUAUGAUUUUUUUGCAGGCAAACGACGAUACAACAUCAAGUUGUGGAAGACGUUCACUGAUUGCUUCAACUGCCUUCCAGUUGCCGCAAUAAUCGACGAGAAGAUUUUCUGCUGCCACGGUGGUCUCUCGCCUGAUCUUCAGUCCAUGGAGCAGAUACGUCGUAUUAUGAGACCGACGGACGUGCCAGACCAAGGAUUGCUGUGCGAUCUUUUGUGGUCGGAUCCAGAUAAGGUUUGUUUGAGUUUAAAGCGAAAAAAGCUACAAGUUUUUGCAAAACUGGCACACAUAUCCGUGUAAAUAUUGACUGAUUAGUUGGUUCGCUUCAGGAUGUCACCGGAUGGGGAGAGAAUGAUCGAGGAGUUUCGUUCACGUUUGGACCGGAAGUAGUUGCCAAGUUCCUCCACAAACAUGACUUGGAUCUAAUCUGCAGAGCUCACCAGGUACCCAAAAUGUUCGAUCUAUAAAAUUUCACUGAAAAACGCUUUGCAGGUGGUGGAAGACGGUUACGAGUUCUUCGCCAAACGACAACUGGUCACCCUGUUCAGCGCCCCCAACUAUUGCGGAGAGUUCGAUAACGCCGGAUCGAUGAUGACCGUCGACGAGACGUUGAUGUGCUCAUUCCAGGUAAACAUUGCGGGAUCGUAAAACAGAAGAGAAACGAGAAAGAGGGGGCUGAAUCACCGAUGAUGCAAUGGUUAAGUCAGACGAGUCUAUUCUGGCGAUCUAUUCGAGUUCUUCGAAGAAAUUGCCGCAAACGGGGUGAAAUUGAGGCAUUUGUCUGAGGUGAUAGGUCAUUCUAUUUUGAGAAUUAACGUCGUUCUUUGUCAAAAUUUCGCAAUUAUUUCGGUUUUUUCAGAUCCUGAAGCCAGCCGACAAGAAGAAGUACCCUUACGGAGCCGCCGGAGUCGGAUCCAAUCGCCCAGUCACUCCGCCACGAAACGCGCAGCAGCCUGCUCAGCCGAAGAAGGGUGCCAAGAAGUAA